AUGCGAUUUCUCUGUUUACACGGCUCAGGCACCAGCGGGGAAAUCUUUGAGAUCCAAUCUGGUGGACUGAGCCAGGCCUUAGCAGAGAAAGGCCAUGAAUUCAUAUACAUCGAUGGAAACAGCUCGCAGGCAUCUGCGACGGACCCUUUUUACAACCAUUAUCCGCGCGACGUCGCACCCGGCGAUGACCUAGGCCGGGCCAGAGACCACAUCAUGCAAAUCAUUAAAAAGCAGGGACCCUUUGAUGGUGUUAUGGGCUUCUCACAGGGGGCGGCUCUUGCAUUUUCCCUUCUCGCUCAUCACGCCAAGAGUCAUCAGACUCCUCUUUUCAAGGCAGCAGUGUUUAUUUGCGCUGCCUCGCCGUUCGAGAGCACCGGGAAGGAGAUCAUUAGUAUGCCUCCCGGGGAGUAUGUGCUUAGUAUUCCCACGACACACAUUGUUGGGAAGCAAGAUGUUCUCUACCCGGCCAGUAUGCACCUGUAUAGCCUGUGUGACCCGUCAAAGGCUGAAUUCUAUGACCACGGAUCAAGGCACUUGAUUCCGUUUGAUAUCAACAACACCAAUGCUAUGAUUGCUGCGAUUGAAAAAUCUAUUGAGCGGGCUACGAAGGGCGAGUAG
Molecule: messenger RNA, 618 nt
Organism: Aspergillus tanneri
Lineage: Eukaryota; Fungi; Ascomycota; Eurotiomycetes; Eurotiales; Aspergillaceae
Exons: 4
Coding region: 1-618 (205 amino acids)
Cellular component (GO): nucleus; cytoplasm
Source: RefSeq, a predicted model, not a curated record